AUGCAUCCUCUUCGGCUGGUCACUUAUAUCCCACCUAAGAUGCACAAAAAGUUGUAUUGUGGUCGAAACAUCCCGUGUGCUCAUCUCCCACAUUGUUCAGAUGCUACAAUGACGGAACCAAUUUCAGUAAUUUCACAGAUAGUAGACGACGCAUGUACUGAAAACGACGAGGACGGCUAUGAGGAGAUGGAGGAAGAAGAUGAGGAAAUACCGCUCUUGGAUGACACUCAAUCUGUGCUUACUUAUGAGGAAGUGGAAUCUGCAGGUACUAGAAAAUCAUUACCUUUGACAACUCCACAUUGCAUUGUCUGCUGUCGAACACCUACUCCAAAAGUACGGUUAUUCAAAUGGCCUGAAGAUCGGAAUCUGCGAAAGUCAUGGCUUGCUUUCUUUCAUUUGGGCCUGGAUCAUUUGGAUGGUUGCAAAGCUUCUUACAUAUGUAACAUUCAUUUCGAUGCCAAUCAAUUUCUUUACGAGGGUGAUCGCGUGUACUGGCGAAGAGAUUCUUUCCCAAGGUUUCGACAACGGCGUAGUAUACUUGCUGAACCGUUUCCUUGGGAAGUAACAUUCAAUGCUGAUAAGAGGCAAGCAUCCCAUGAAGCUCAACCACGUCGGCUCAGACGAGAAGUGCAACAUGAGUACAAAGUGGCGUUUCGAGAAUCUUUCUUCAAAAGCAAGUCAAAGUCUUCUCACCCAGUCGCUGUUGUUUCUCUACCCGGAAAUCCGAACGUCUUUUACGAAUUUUCCUACACAAGGACAUCAUCAGUGGACUCGAGUAAAUUCUAUUCUUGCCUCAGUUGCAGGAAAGCGAAGAUUGACACAAGGGUGAAAGAUGUGAUUCGUACCAUUCACAUCAAAGAUGGCAUCAUUCGAAGUCGCGGUGAUCCUUUCUGGGGGCACCACUUUGCUUGUCGUCCUUUCACCUCUGCGGAUGUUCAUGACGACAAUCGUGUAGAUGGUUUGCAUCUGAAUUACUUUGGUUCCCAUGAUAUAAAACAUGUUGAAGAGCCUCCAUCCCACGAACAACGGUGCCGAGCAAAGAAACGAAGUUCGAUGCAACAUAUGCAAUUCACAACUGACGACCCUUCACUGACACAGUUGCACGGCCAAAACUUUUAUAAAAACGAUGUGUGGGGUGAACAUGGUCCUUUUCAACUGGACAGCACAGAGGGAAAAGCGGAUAUAUGGCAAGUAGGGAAAGAGCGUUAUGCGUUACGGCUGAUGCGUUUUGAUCACCUGGGCCAUAAUUCAAGUGAACAAGUCAAUGUUUCAAAUGGUUCAUUUGGCGCAGCUCCAUCAAAGCUGAUAUGGUUUACUCGACAGCGGAGAUCUCGACUGCUACCGCAAUGCCAUCUUUGCCGAAAAGUGGUGGCUUCGACCAAGCUUCUCAUACAACAUCUUCAACGACACCUGAAAUUGUCUCCAAACUGCAGACUAUGUGGAUCCAAAAUGUCGCCAGAUAGCACUGCCCGGGUUCUUCGUGCAAGAAAGUGCUGCAAAUGUACCAGAAGCACCAAGAAAUAA
Molecule: messenger RNA, 1524 nt
Organism: Necator americanus (New World hookworm)
Lineage: Eukaryota; Metazoa; Nematoda; Chromadorea; Rhabditida; Ancylostomatidae
Exons: 14
Coding region: 1-1524 (507 amino acids)
Source: RefSeq, a predicted model, not a curated record